AUUAGUUUAUUAUAAAUAGAAACUUUGUUUUUGUUUUGCUGUUGUAUUUUUUUCGAGGAAAGUAUCAUAGUUAUCGAGAUAGAUACGAUUAAGAUAUACGAUCAUUUGUAUCAAUGACGGCUAUUUCAUUCAUGUUAUAUGGAAAGUGAUAUUUUUUCAAGCUACCAUUUGUAAUAUGCCAUAUAAUGACAUAAAAAUUUCUUUCAUUACUAUUUAUUGUAUUUAAAUCAGGUACUUGAAUCAAUAUUACCACGAUUUAAUUACGAAUGGUCAUUAAUUGAUUCUCUCGUCAUACUUAUUCAAAUAUGUUUAUAGUUCGUAAUACUAAUUGUUUUAAAACGAGAAAAGAACGAAAGAAAGAGAAAAAAGAGAAUAAUAAGUUCCGUAGUAAUAAAUUCCAGUUUGAAUUCCGAUUUGUUUGAAUUUGGACAAGUUAAAGGGUUAACUCGGUUUUCACGAAUUCGAUCGGUCAGAGUAUAAGAGAGAAACGAAGUUCACGAGAGAAGACAAAGUCGGUUUAAAAAUUCGGUCAACUUGAAAGCGAUCGUAAAAUGUUCUUCUCGCAAACGCGCGAUCUCGGUAAACUCUUCUUUAAAAGAAUAUUGUCGAAAGUUGUCUCGGAGAAUGUUGUCCAGCCGAGUCGAUGAUCCGGCGGAAAUCGUGCGAGGUCUUUGCCAAAGAAAGAAGAGUCGUGUCGCGUGCUCGAACCGGAAGUCGAACGUCUGACGGAUCUUCGAACGGAAGUGUGACGCGUACAUUGUAAAUAGAACAUCUCCGAACAUUUUUCUCAAGACGGACGAGGUGUGUCGUCGGUACUCUACCUUCCUUCUUCUCUUCUUCCUCCUCCUCUUCCUCUUCAUUCUCUUUUUUUUUCACCUUCUUUUACCUGUCCUGUGUCAUCGUUUAACACACUCUCUAAUUCUAUCUCUGUCUUUUUCAAACUCAACCAAACGCGUCGCGUGCCCAAACGAGAUUUCUACUCCCACCAACACCAUCGUUCAAGGGGGAUGACUAAUCCCUUUGAACGGAUCAAUUCAGCCGAUUUAACGUUUUAAAAACUUACGAAAUUUUUUUCCGUGUAUCGUCGAUCACCGAUCGAUAUUUCUGACAAUUCUUAAUAUAACAGGAUGAAUAAAGAUUCGUCAAAAUUUGUUUGCGUGCAUGUGCGUGUAUGUGUGUGUUGUAGGAUAUGAUGAAGGAAACAUUGGUGAAGCAGGACAUAAAGAUAGAGUGGGAAGGGCAUCGUUCCGGCGAGAGUUCCCCUCAAUUACACGUCACGGAAGAACCCUCUGAUAGUCCGCAAAGUGUUAUCACUUCGAAGAGACACGUCAGAACGAUCACUACGGCGGGACAUAUCACGGAAAGUAUAGCCGAGAUCGAAGCUGAAUCCUCGGACUCGAAUGCUGUCUCGAGUAAUCUUCAGCAAGCCAUGCACCAGCAUCAGCAUCAACACUCGGAUCAAGAUCAGCAUGUGUAUCAAGACGAACAACAGCAGGGGCAGACGCAACAACAGGGGCAACAACAAUACGUGCAGAUUUCUCAUGCGAAUAGUACAGAGGAACAGCAACGAGAUGGCAACGAUCAACAACACGUUGUCUAUACAGCUAGAAACGGUCAGGAUGGUGGCGUUGAAGUCUCUGAUGGUGCUGAUUCAACGAUUACUCUUACCGUCAAAGAAUCACCUAGAUACGAGACAACGGGAGGAACAACUGAGAGGAACGAAGUGGGCCGUAUCUAUGCGUACACUAGCGACGAUCAGGAGUUAAGGAGGGAGAAUCAUAUGAUCACGAUGCAAGUUCAAGACAAUGCUCGUCGUGGUCAACAAACAACGACGCAUCAUAGGUUCAGUCCUCAUGAGAGCAAUCAUAGUACCAGCAACACAGCCAAUAGUACACCCAGGUAUCAAACCUCACCAGUUCUUCCUACCACGGAGGAUUACGAAACGUCAGGGAUGGUUAGCCAGUCUGCAGGCAAUGUACAACUGAGUUCACCCGCACCCAAUUAUUCCCCGCCAAUCGAUGGAAUACGAACGAAUCAACAUCAACAGCAAUUGGUCGCUGCUGGUUACUCCGACGCAGCUGUCGCUGCGACGAUCAAAUACGAUACCGAAGUAGCCGUUGCCACGGAAAAUAUCAAAGUUUCGAGUACCUACACAACCCUCGAGACCGUCGCCAUACCACCCUCGCAGACGGUUCAAUACACUCAAUAUAUAUCCGGUAGUGAAACUUUCCAACAAGCGCCAACGUAUACAUAUCCAAAGCCCGAACUUUUUAUCACUUAUCCACCCGCUAGUCAGCCUGGAUCGCGAGGUGCCGAAGUCGAGUCUCCCAACAGUGCUUACAUCAAAGGUGACCCAACGUUAGCUUCGUCUUUAGGUACGACGCGUGCUGUCUCUCUUCAUUACGAGCAACCAGGCUCACCGGGAUCUCAAGUGACCCUAUAUGGACCUAGCACAGCUACUUCUUAUCAAUACAUCAAACCAAGCAAUGAUCCUUACUGGCCUACUAGUGGUACACCAUCACCUCCAACGUCUCUCGAAUACGUUCAAACAUAUCCCAGCGUGACAACGAUAGUUAGCGACGCUGCAAAUAUGCAACUCUACUCGGGCGGUGGUUACAGUGUCGCAACAGCUGCUGGAAAUGGUUUAUCUGGUCCUUGGCAAACUCUUCCAAGUGCCGAAGAAACCUUCGACGGUGCCGUGAUAGCGAGCGAACCAAAGGACUGCUUAAACUGUGCCACUACCAUGACACCUCUGUGGAGACGCGAUGGUACCGGACAUUAUCUUUGCAGCGUGUGUGGUAUUAUCAGCAAGAUGAAUGGCACCAGCAGACCAUCGAUCAGAUGCGGCAAACCUAAACAGUCGGUCGCGCCGGUAAACAUUGCUGGUGUACGAAGGACAGGAGUGCAAUGUGCGAACUGUAGAACGAGUAACACGACUCUAUGGAGACGAAACAACAACGGCGAACCCGUUUGUAAUGCCUGCGGUCUUUACUUCAAACUGCAUAACGUUAAUAGGCCAUUGAGCAUGAAAAAGGAAGGAAUACAAACGCGAAAAAGGAAGCCAAAAAAUAAUUCUGGUGUAAGCGGGAAUCUUCCUGGACCGAGCGGUAUCUCCAAGACCGAGAUUAAGUCCAGCUUACUCGUGGACUCGUUGCAGUUGAACAUGUUUGCAAGCGGGGGUGGGGGUGAAGGGGUAGAAGAGCAUUGUCUUCCUGUAGGUACACCAACAACGGCACAAUUAGGGCACGCACAUUCGCCCCUCACAUUACCUACUGUCGCCGUAUUGAAUCGUCAAACUACCCUUACCGUGCCUCCACUAGAACCAAUCACUAGUCAACCCAGUGGUGACCUGGUCUCGGUUAUAACUUCAACGACGACAGUCCAUGCUGAGAGAUCUUAGAAAUGUUCCUUUUUUUCUCUCUUUUCUAAAAAAAAUAAGAGAAGAAAACGAAACGUAUGUAUAUACGUACGUACGAGAUGGUCUUAUCCGGAGCUUCUUCGUUAGCUCUAUGACAAUGAUAGAGACAGGCUCGAAAAUGAGAAAGAAGACUUUCUUGUUUAGAGAAACGGACUCUCGUAAAAGGAAAAUGAAAAAAAAGAAUAUGCAAAAGGAAUAAUAAAGAAAUAUUUUAUAGGAAAAACGGAGUAUCGUUCGCGCUCCGUUUAAUUUCACUGUUAGUGCUAUGAAUCGGUAUAUGUGUGAUUUAGCCUAAUCAUUUUGCUGUAUCUUAACAACUAUUGUAGACUAGAAAUAUUGACAUCGAUACUAAAUUCAAUCCAACAACGAUAUUGAAAAGAUAAAAAUAUAUAAAUCUUGCAAGGAAAAUAAAUGAAAUUUAUGUUGUUUCUGAUUAUUAAUAUCAAAUUCAUUUAUACCGAUGAUGCAUUUUAGGAAUGUGUUAAAACAAUAUUUAUAAGUAUCGACGUCAACAUUUCUUCGUUUGGUGAUCAGCAUAAAAUGUAAGCACAGUAUGUAUGUAACUACUUGGCUAUGUGUGUAUGUAUGUAUGUACAAUUCUCUAACGAUUCUUAUAUUCUCGUGAUUGUCCUUAACGCGAUCUUGCUCUAAGAGAUGUGCAAUUUUCAGACACAUGUCUUUAUCGUUUUCUAUUUUUCUCCUUUUAUCUUCUUUUUUUUUUUAAUUUAAUUUAAGAUCAAAAUUGAUACGUUGUACAAAGCGUUUCCUUUUGGGCUUUGCUUCUGUUUAAAAGAUCAUAUGUAUCAUUAGAAAGCUCCAGAUUGAGGAAAACGAGAGAUAAAAAAGAAAAGAAAAGAAAAGAAAAGAAUAGAAAAAAAAGAAAAGAAAAGAAAAAAGAUUAUAUAGAAACGGAAGUUUGGAUUUCACGAUAAAUUUUCAAUUUACUUUAUCACGAAUCGACGUUAUUAACUCGUGUAUUUUUACAAGUAGGCGUCUCUUGUAUAUAGAAUUCUACAUUAUGGCGUCCAAAGAUACACAAGACAUCCUUUAAACUUUAUCCAAAGAGUAAUAUAUAAUAUAUUCGUGUACUACUAAUGUGUAAGAACAUGACCGUAAAGAGGUACAAGAAA
This is a messenger RNA of Vespula vulgaris, 4548 nucleotides long. RefSeq names its product box A-binding factor-like. Bases 1190 to 3400 code for a protein of 736 amino acids. Gene Ontology annotation, biological process: positive regulation of transcription by RNA polymerase II; cell fate commitment; negative regulation of transcription by RNA polymerase II. The transcript is spliced from 7 exons. Gene Ontology annotation, molecular function: DNA-binding transcription factor activity, RNA polymerase II-specific; zinc ion binding; RNA polymerase II cis-regulatory region sequence-specific DNA binding. The record is from RefSeq and is a predicted model, not a curated record. Lineage: Eukaryota; Metazoa; Arthropoda; Insecta; Hymenoptera; Vespidae.